Molecule: messenger RNA, 2147 nt
Organism: Baudoinia panamericana UAMH 10762
Lineage: Eukaryota; Fungi; Ascomycota; Dothideomycetes; Mycosphaerellales; Teratosphaeriaceae
Exons: 2
Coding region: 42-2147 (701 amino acids)
Biological process (GO): rRNA processing
Cellular component (GO): nucleus
Molecular function (GO): RNA binding
Source: RefSeq, a predicted model, not a curated record
CCGCAUCCGGUCUACUAACAUACACCUCCACCGCCGCAGUCAUGUCAGAUCCCCGCUUCGCCGCCCUCGCCAACGACCCGCGCUACCGUCUCCCCAACCGCAAGGAAACGCGCACUGCCGUCGAUCCACGCUUCAGCCGCCUCUUCACCGAUCAAGACUUCCGGCGCAAGGCCAAGGUUGAUCGAUAUGGACGGAAGGUCACAGCGGAGUCUGGGAGGAAAGAGUUGGAGAAGCAGUAUAGGCUGGAUGAAGUGAAGAAGGAAAGGGAAGUGGUGGGCAGUGAUGACGAGAGCGAGAGUGGAAGUGAGGCGGACGAGAAGGUGGUAGUGGAGAGACGGGACCCGGCACGAGAGGGUGGCUUUUCGGGAAGCGAGUCCGAGGAGGAGAGCACGGACGAUGAGGACGAACAGGCAGACGAAGUGGAGGCCGAGCUGGCGGAGGAGACGGCAGGCCAGGAGCAGACCGAAGAUAUACCGCUAGGCGAAGUGUCUAGUCGUAUUGCUGUCGUGAACCUUGAUUGGGACAACUUACGUGCGGCGGACAUCAUGGCGGUGGCGGCGAGCUUUGUGCCUAGUAGUGGCAGGAUAGAGAAGGUGGCGGUAUAUCCGAGCGAGUUUGGGCGGGAGAGGAUGCAGAGGGAGGAGAUUGAAGGCCCACCUAAGGAGAUCUUCUCCGCUACCAAGCGCUUGGAAGACGGCGACGACAGCAACGACGACGAUGAGGAGGAGGAUGACAAGAUCAAAGACAAGCUACUCCGCACGCAGACCGCCAACGAAAACGACUCAGCGGACUUCAACCCCACCGCCCUCCGCACCUACCAACUCCAGCGACUCCGCUACUUCUACGCCGUCAUCACCUGCUCCGACCCCUCCACCGCCCAUGCCUUAUACUCCGCCAUGGACGGCCGCGAGUACCUUUCCAGCGCCAAUUUCUUCGACCUCCGCUUCAUCCCGGACUCCACCUCCUUUGAUGAUGAUGUACCGAGGGAUGAGUGCACGGAGGUGGUGGGAGGGUAUAGGCCGAGUGAGUUCCGGACGGAGGCGCUGACGCAUUCGAAGGUGAGGUUGACGUGGGAUGAGGAAGGGGAGAGGGAGAGGAAGGAGGUGCAGCGGCGGGCGUUUGGGAGGGGUGAGCAGGCGGAGGAGGAUCUGAGGGCUUAUGUUGCUAGUGAAGGUGAUUCCGAUGCGGAGAGUGUGGUUAGUCGAAAGAGUGCGGCUGAAGACAGGAAGGAGAAGAAGAAGGCGGAGCAGAGGAGGGUUAUGAGGGCGAAGUUGGGGUUGGGCGAGGUUGGGGUGGAAAAGGGAGGCAAGGGUGGAGAGGGAGAGGGGGAUGCGAUGCAAAUCACUUUCACCUCUGGUCUGACUGGAACCGGGAAGAAUGGUGGUGUCUUCGAGAACGAGCCUUUAGACGCCGAGAGCACAAAGGAGCGCUAUAUCCGCAAAGAGCGCGAGCGGAAGCAAAAGCGGAAGGAGAAGAUGAAGGCCUCCCGCAAUCCCGACGCCACCAGCAACACCGCCAUCCCUGCCGAAACAGGAGCUGAGGCGGACGUGGUUGAAGAAGAUGCAGGUUUCAACGACCCCUUCUUCGCCGACCCGGCCGCCUCCUCCACCGCGUUGGCCAAGGCGGCACGGAAAGCUGAGCGGAAGAAGGCUGCUGCGACGCGUGCGGCUGAAGAAGCAGAGGCGGCGGAACGACGCAAGGAACUCGAACUCCUGAUGUCGGAAGAUAAAGCGGACGAGGUACGGCAUUUCGAUAUGCGGGAGGUCGAGAAGAGGGAGAAGGAGGCGCGGCGGAAGGGGAAGAAGGCAAAGUCAAAGAAGCAGAAGGAAGGUGUGGAUGUAAGUGUGGGAGAGGGUGAAGGUGAUGGUGGGUUUCAGGUGGAUAGUGCGGAUCCUCGUUUUAAGCGGCUGUUUGAGGAUCACGAGUUUGCUAUUGAUCCGACGAAUCCGCGCUUUAAGGGGACGGAGGGGAUGAGAGGGUUGUUGGAGGAGGGAAGGCGGAAGAGGGCACGGGGUGAUGAGGCUGCGGAUGGCGAUGCGGAGGUGGAGGGGAGCAAGAGGGUGAGGAAGGGAGAGGGUACGCGCGGCGGUGGUGAUGAGGUCAAAGGUCUUGUGGCCAGGUUGAAGAAGAGUCAGAAGGCGAGGUAG